Leucoraja erinaceus (little skate) is the source of this 6490-nucleotide messenger RNA. It is a transcript of the gene pitx2, whose product is annotated as paired-like homeodomain 2. Gene Ontology annotation, cellular component: nucleus. Bases 697 to 1638 code for a protein of 313 amino acids. The transcript is spliced from 7 exons. Lineage: Eukaryota; Metazoa; Chordata; Chondrichthyes; Rajiformes; Rajidae. The record is from RefSeq and is a predicted model, not a curated record. Gene Ontology annotation, biological process: anatomical structure morphogenesis; regulation of transcription by RNA polymerase II. Gene Ontology annotation, molecular function: RNA polymerase II cis-regulatory region sequence-specific DNA binding; DNA-binding transcription factor activity, RNA polymerase II-specific.
AUUUAUUACCUCAGCGAUUUAUCUUUAGUGUGGAAUGUAGCUUGUGCAGACAAUAAGAAUUGUUGAAGACAAUUAAUUGGGCGCAAAAUGUCGGUGGAUUUUAUUAACGUUGUAAACAACUUGUUGAACCCAGACACGAAUUGCAGAUAAAUGCCCAAAAUCCUAUUGGAGAUAUCGGCGGUCUGAUUUUAGCUUUCAUUUUCAUGCACUUGUCAUUUUAUUUGGCUAAUUAUUCUUGCUGCCGAGCGCAGCAACCCCAGCACUGUUGCAAGGCGACAGUUUAGUUCCAGAUAGAUUUGAAAAGCUGCGAAAAAAAACGAUUACCAUGAUGAUGACAUGCAAAUUUUUUAAGAAUUAUCAUAAGCAAACAUUUGAAGCCUAGACUAAUAAAAUCCCAUCUGUGUUACUUCAUAUCGAGUUAGUUCACCGCUCUGAUAAUGAAUUUUGUAAUAUCCCACCGACAGACAUCUCAAUCAGACACUAAUCCUGUGAUUUUACUGCGGAAUCACUAAAUAUCCAACAGGCAAACUGUCGUACUUUGGCACUUGUGGCCGUGUCUGUGCCUAUAGUUUAGAAACCAAGAAACAGAUUAAAUCGUGUGAAAUUGCUCGGAUUUGGGAUGAGAUUGAUUGCAAAAAAUUGACAGCCAAGAACCUUCUAUUCUUGUUGAAAACAAGUAACUGACUGGGUGUUAGUAUGGAUUCCAACUGCCGCAAGCAUUGCGUCGAAUUAUCGUCGCAGUCAGCUGCAGUGGAAUGUUUAUUUACGAAAGAAACAGAAGUACGAAAAACAGAAAUAUGUCCCACAGUGGAAGCUGGAAACAGCAGAAAAGACAGUAAAUUCAUCAGGCACCCCUUCGACUCAAAUGAAAAAGAUAAAAUUCAACAAAGCAAAAACGAUGACACGAAUACAGACGACCCAUCAAAGAAAAAGAGACAAAGGCGCCAGAGGACGCAUUUCACCAGUCAACAGCUACAAGAACUGGAAGCAACUUUUCAAAGAAAUCGCUACCCAGAUAUGUCCACGAGGGAAGAGAUUGCAGUUUGGACCAAUUUAACUGAAGCUAGAGUUCGGGUCUGGUUUAAAAACCGCAGGGCGAAGUGGAGGAAACGGGAACGCAACCAGCAAGCGGAGCUGUGCAAAACUGGCUUUGGACCUCAGUUCAAUGGACUGAUGCAACCGUACGACGACAUGUACCCCGGCUACUCCUACAACAACUGGGCUGCCAAGGGCUUGACAUCGGCAUCGCUCUCCACGAAGAGCUUCCCUUUCUUUAAUUCCAUGAACGUGAAUCCUUUGUCCUCCCAGACUAUGUUCUCCUCUCCCAAUUCCAUUUCAUCCAUGAGCAUGUCAUCCAGCAUGGUGCCCUCUGCAGUGACCGGGGUACCAGGCUCCGGUCUCAACAGUCUCAAUAACUUGAACAACCUAAGCAACCCAUCUCUGAACUCCGCCGUACCAGCAGCGACAUGCCCUUACGCUCCGCCGACCCCACCGUACGUCUACCGGGACACUUGUAACUCAAGCUUGGCGAGCCUUAGACUCAAAGCCAAGCAACAUUCAAGUUUUGGAUACGCCAGUGUUCAGAACCCAGCGUCUAACUUGAGCGCCUGCCAAUAUGCUGUGGACAGGCCUGUGUGAGAAAUAAGAGGAGCCUUUUCAGACUGAUGAACUCCAAGAAAUAAUUUAAAAUAUAAUGGGCACUAUGACAACCACUGAACCUGUGUAGCUAAACUCCACAGAAGCGAAGGCGCAAGCGUUACCCCCACCCCCCCCCCCUCUUCCCCAUUCCCCUCCCUUAAGACCCCGUUUGAACAUACUUUCCAUCAGAUAAAGAAAACGUUUGACCAUUAAAAGAAAUACUCUGAUUAGUUGACUGGAUAUCACCUUUAUUAAUACCAUAUAAGCUUGUUAUUUUUAAGUUCGGCAUUGUGAUAAUUAAAAGAAAAAUGUUUGGCGGAAAGAAUGUGUAUAUAUCGAAAUGUCAAAUUAAUUUUAUAAAAAGCAAUUGUUAGUACUAUCACGCCAGUGUUUUUUGAAGUUACAUAACAAUAAAGCAUGUCACGUGGAAACUUGAAGGAUUAUUUCCGUUUAAGAGCAAGGGAAUGUAUAUACUAACGGCAAACACUUGUAUGUUUCUAACACUGUCUAUUAUUACUAAUUAUGAUUAUUAAAGUCUGUGUGGAUAUCAGUUUUAAGACUAGUACCUCCGGUUGUAAGAUUCAGUGCUGUUCCGGGGAGAGAAAAAAAAAUCAUGUACAAGCUAUCCUGUAUAUAAAAUUGGCUAUGGUAUUAAGUGUUUCUUUUCCAAGUAAAAAAGACGAAGCAUUGUGCGUUACAGGGACGAAAAAAUAUACAGUAAAACCAUUUUGUCUAAUGGGAUCGUUUUUGUAUUGAAAUGCGUUGUGAAUAUUAAUAUAACUUCGGAAAAAAUAUAUACGGAACAUAAAACAAAAGCUGUUUCUACCCACCUCGGAUUUCAUACAUUCAUAGCAUGAAAACGCCUACGUUUUUCGCUUCCUCCAAUAGACCAUGCACCGUAUAGCCAUCACUGGGAUAUUCGUGUGCUUUUAAAAUUGAUUGCGGUGUGAACUCGGCUUUCAGGGGACCUGCAUUCUGUUUAGGCAAACAAAACGGUCGAGGAAACAAUCUUUCCUGAUCAAACUUCUGGCGGGAAGUAUUCUCACGUUAUGCUUACCUUAUUAAGCAAAUGAAAUCAAUCAAUACCUAUCGACAUAUGGUUGAUAUGAAAUAAUAGGUAAAUUAGAUUAUCUGUGUGGUUGUGGUCAGAUAACCCCAAAGGUAUACGUUCAUAAUUUCAGGAUGCGUAUAGAUCACAACGCCUUUUAAAAGACAAUUGUAGGUGAAAGGGUAUUUUCCAGGAUCACGGGUUCAAAGGCCAUAUUACAUUUUUCGAUGACUUUAUUAGGCCUAUGUUACCUUAUUAAAGGUCAGACGCUUUGUGUUUGGUUAUUAAUAAUGUUGAUCCAGCAUUCUCCUGUGUGAUGCCUGUUUGCACAUUAAAUCAUACCGGAUUAUGUCGUGUAGGGUCCAUAAUGAGAGUGCAAAUGAAGAUAAAUUAUACAGUAGGAGAGCAGUCACAUGAUAUGCUUGGAAUGACGAGGGGCAGCAUACCAAGCAAAAAAUAAAAGAUAUGGUUCUUUUAAAUAAAGCACGAAUUUCCAGAACACGAGUGGAAGCGCUUCCAGUUAAUUUCUUAACACCAGGUAGGAAAACAUAAAACUUUAUGAAAAUGUUUCAAAGUUUCCAUCAAAACAGUUCUCACACGGGCGAUAUAAAAUUUAUGACACCGAUUAUAACCAAACUUGAUUUUAACAAUUGGUGAACGUUUUGAUGUUAACUCUUAAUAUUGAGAGCAGCUAGCAGACUAGUUCAAAAUAGCUUCCAAUUUACAUUACAUAUGGUCCUCACUUAAAUCCGUUCAAAAUCCAGAGGAAGACAAUAAAAAUAUCAAUGUGUGCUUAGUUAUGAGCCAUUUUCAGUACUAAACUCAAGGUACUAACCAAAUUCCUGCUUGAUUACGGAUCUAGUCCAGCCUCGUUCGUUUAAUAAGCGUGUGUGUAUAAAACUCGGCAAGCAGACUAAAAUGGCAGUUCAACGCAAGCUGCGAAGCACUGUGCUCCAAAUCUAAAUGCUCAAACACUUUAAGGGACGUUUAAUGAGAGAAAAACGAGCAAACCGGGCAAUAUUCACCCUCCUCUUGGAUUAAUCGAUUGUUUUAUUUUUUUUAAUGCAACGAAAUGGAUUAGAUAAAAGUUUGGAAAAACAGGCGAGGAAAGUUUAGAAUAUAGUUUCUAUUUUUGGCGCCACGUUGCCCAGGCAUUUUACGUCGCUCAGCGAAACGCGUACGCUGGAAGUCGAGUAGAGAUCGUUGCGGGACUUUGGACUGUUUAAGGCUUUCGUUUGAAUCUUCGGUCGUAUAUUUUGCUUUCCUCUCGUCUACACUGGACCUGGAAUAGAUUUCAAAGAGCAAGAAGGCAGAGAUUACGGUACCGUGGUGUUUCACUUUUUCCUUCCCGCUGGCGUCCAUACAUUUGAUCAAACACGCAGCCUGAUAUUUUCUCUCCCCUGCUCCUCGGAGCACCUCACUUGCAAUGUGGAAUAGCCCUGAAAUGAGGUCUCUCUGGUGGUGGUGGCAGAGGGACCAGUUGGGAAAGCCACUUUCCAGUGAAGUGUCUCAGUGGGGAGCGAACAAUGGUGUCUGGCUUUGCGGGACCCAAUCCACAUCCGAAUCCACAUCGAGCCCAUCUGCGUCUCCAGUCCCGUCUAAUUUAGCACGCUGCUGUCGACCCGCCGUUUGCAGCGCUGAGCAAACACAAUUGAGAAGAGCUUAACACAAGUAAGUGUCUUCAGUAUAGGUUACUUAUAUGAAAAGUAUUCGGACUGAAAGCUUUGAUUAGUUGAAAAUAAUGAGAUACAAAAAGCUGGAGUAACUCAGCGGGUCAGACAGCAUCUGAGAUGCUCCAGUUACUCCAGCUUGUUGUAUCUAUCUAUGGUUUAAACCAGCAUCUGCAGCUCUUUCCUACACGGUUUAAAAUAAGGUUGGAUAACACCAUUCGGUUUUUAAUCAGCGCCGUGUUCUCGAUAGUGGAUUUAAAUCUAUCUUUACGGGAAGGACUAUUUGCAAGUCUUCUACCUGUAGGUAAGACAUGAGAGUUUUUGCAGCGUGUAUGUACUACACCAUGUAGUGGGUGCAGCCAGGACCCGAUUCGUUGCGUUUGUGUUUGUUGAUUAUUAUGUUGCUGCAAUUGGUUUCUAUAAAUAGCAGAAAACCACCACGGUGCGGAAACCCGGUUGCUCUGCCAAUGUUGCAUUUUCCUGGAAGAGUUGAACAUUACAAAGGGUACGCGUUGUAUUUACGGACAUUUUAUGUAAGCUUUCAGCAAUGGCCAGAUGACCGAUCGAGUAAGUAUCGCCACCUCACUCACUAUAGGAUAACCUUUAAUUGUACAGAUAAAAGGAACAAAGGGAUUCUUUGAAAUUAUUUAUAAUUGUUCUUCGAGCGAGCUCAACAUAGUUCUGGUACACAUUACAUCAACUGUUCAACAAAUAUCCAUGGGUGGGUUAGAAUCCCGCUGGAGAAGUUAUGUUUUAAUCUAUUUUUAGGAGGAAAGAAUUAGUCCAAAUGCGGGGAACACGGUUAGCACGAAGGUCAACUUUGUUCUUGCGCAAAGGAAAGCCUGUGACCUCUGGAGACAUUUGCUGGUGGGAUCUAAUUAGGAAAAUUUGAUUCAGGAUAUUACACUUGGGCUGCUCACGUAUCAAUUUUGAUUUCUCUCACUUCAGGUAGCCCCGGCAUUCACUUUCAUUCUUAUCCCUCCCCCACCCAAGUCGCGUUAGCUUCUCGUUUUCAACCCAAAAACAUUGUUACUUUUUUUGCAUAUCUUUUAUUCAUUAUCUCUCUACAUCAUCGUCUAUAUCUCUCGUUUCCCUUGUCCCUAACCAGUCUGAAGAAGGGUCUCGACCCGAAACGUCACCGAUUCCUUCUCUCCAGGGAUGCUGCCUGUCCCGCUGAGUUACUCCUGAUUUGUGUGUCUAUCUUCGGUUUAAACUAGCAUCUGCAGUUCCUUCCUACACGUUUAAUUUCUUGAUAUUCUUCCUGUAAAUCGAGCAAGUGGGAAUGUAUCCGCCAGUCGCGUUGGUUGUGGCUUUUUCCCGUUAAGUUGUCGGCAAUAUCCUGCGGAGAGAGAAGUCGCAACUUACAGAGUUUUCUCAGGUAACUUGGUGAAGCCAGCGGAAUAGGCUCGCAGGGUUUGCCACUCUGGGAGGAUUGAACAAAUACUGAGCAGUAUUGGGUGAAGGAGCCACAGAGACAACACAUGCAGCUGUUUUGGCUGGAACCUCGCAUCAGUGUCUUUUAUAUUACAUUUCACGGAAGCGUUGCUGGCGUGUGUCAGAACAACGAAGACUCGACGUUUGCAUGUCUUGUUUAUUGACUGCUUGUCUCGUAAUUUAAAGGGUUGGGUUAAAAGGCUACGGUUGUUAAUUAACACUGACCCGAGUCAGAGCAAUCUCCCGAGGUUCCCUAACUACACAAAGCAAGAGCUAACUCUUCAACAACAAGCCCACUUAGUGAGCAAUUUAACCCUUAUUUUGUGCAGAGAAGAAGUUCAGGUGCCAAUUUGCACCGAAGAUCGACACAAAGCUAAAAUAACUCAGCGGGACGCGGGACAGGCAGCGCCUCUGGAGAAAAGCAAUAGAUGACGUUUCGGGUGGAGACCGUUCUUCAGACCAUAUUUUGGUUUGCACAAGCAUAUGUUUACUUGGUGUUUGCAGAAAUAAGCAGAUAACAUUCCUUGUGUUGUGUUUCCUUUGUUAACACAUCUGUGUGUUUAGAUUGCAGGCAAGCCGCCCAGCGCGGUGCGUAGAUCCAAUGUUUCGGAGAUAUAGUAAUUAUUGAAUGGUGUGACUCAAAAUAGUACUUGUCCGGUUUACAUUAAUGACACAUGAACAUAAAUAUUUACAAUCCUAA